AUGAAGUUCACUCUCCUGACCACGCUCCUUGCGGGCUCUGCCAUCGCGGCGCCAUCCCUGAACAAGAGGGACCUGGCAACAGUCCAGCAGGCCAUCGGCACCGUCCAGACAGCUCUUGAGGGGCUCGGAACAGCCGUCCAGGGCGUCAACGCCCAGGACCCCAACAGUGUGACCGGUAUCCUCGGCGCGAGCACCAACGCACAGAACGCCAUCAAGACCGCCACCACACAGAUCCAGGGCACCGAUGCGCUCUCCCUGACAGACGCCCUGUCCCUGCAACAGACCGCCACCGGCCUGACAACCGCAGCGAACACGACCGUGCAGAACCUCAUCGCCAAGAAGCCCGUCUUCGACCAGCUCGGCGUCUCCUCCGUCGUCGCUACCCAGCUGACAGACCAGAAGACCGCCGCCUCCGCGCUCGGUGACGCCGUCGUGUCCAAGAUCCCCGCCAUCGGCCAGAGCAUCGCCCAGCAGUCUCUCGGCCAGAUCAACACCGCUCUCGACUCCGCUAUCCAGACCUUCUCCGCUGGCGGCGCAGCAGGUGGCGCAACUGCAGGUGCAGGAAACGCCACUGGUGCAUCAGGCGGUGCUGCCAAGGCUGGCAACGGAACCUCGGCUGCGGAGCCGAAGGCCGGUGCUGGUGCGGGAUCUUCCACGCCCAAGGCCGGUGCCGGCUCGGGAACUGCCUCCGGAGCUACGCCCAAGGCAUCCGGUGCCAGCGGUGCCGCUCCCAAGACUCCCGCUGCCCAGCCAGCUGGUGGUGCUGCAGGUGCCGGCGGACUUGGCGCUCUUCUUGGUAGUCUUACGGGCGGCGCGGGCGGCGCGGGCGGCGCACAGGGCGGAGCUGGAGGACUUGGCGCUCUUCUUGGUAGCCUUACGGGGGGUGCGGCUGGAGGAAACGCAGCCGGUGGAGCAGCUGGAGGAGCGGCGGGUGGCGCGGCAGGUGGCGCCGGUGGCCUCGGUGCCCUCCUCGGGGCCUUGGGUGGAGCCGCAUAA
Molecule: messenger RNA, 996 nt
Organism: Diaporthe citri
Lineage: Eukaryota; Fungi; Ascomycota; Sordariomycetes; Diaporthales; Diaporthaceae
Exons: 3
Coding region: 1-996 (331 amino acids)
Cellular component (GO): extracellular region
Source: RefSeq, a predicted model, not a curated record